Molecule: messenger RNA, 869 nt
Organism: Onychomys torridus (southern grasshopper mouse)
Lineage: Eukaryota; Metazoa; Chordata; Mammalia; Rodentia; Cricetidae
Gene: Cyren
Product: cell cycle regulator of NHEJ
Exons: 5
Biological process (GO): double-strand break repair via nonhomologous end joining; negative regulation of double-strand break repair via nonhomologous end joining
Cellular component (GO): nucleus; cytoplasm
Source: RefSeq, a predicted model, not a curated record
UCCGUUUGCUUGAGAGUGCCAGGGAAGGCCCUCCCCUGUGACGGCCUGCUCUGGUCUUCUCAGUCGUCGUCUCCCGGGGCUCCUCUCCUGGUCACCUCAGGCUGCCCUAAAUCAUGAGCAUCAAAGAUCGGCGACCACUGGGGACAGAUAAGCCGGGUGUGGCAAGAGAAUGUGACUUUUGGUGCUGUGCCAGAGAAGCAAGCCACUGAGUGUGGGAAACUACAGCCAUGGAAACCCUAAAAUCUGAGAACAAAAAAAGGGUCCUUCCCUCAUGGAUGACAGCCCCUGUGGAAGAGAGGAGGGCGCUGUCAGCGACGAGACCCAAACGGAAGAGGAUGGCGGCUGUGCAACUUGGGGCGGCGACAAGGGCCCCGGCCACCAAGACUGUGUACUGCAUGGAUGAAGCCGAAAUGGUAGAUAUGGCUCUGGAGAUCCUGAUCGAGAAGGCUGUGGAAGUUUCCUCCUGGCUUCCCGAAGGCGCGAGAGCGGCCCUGUGUGAAGUUGCUGAGUUCUUGUUUUCCACAUGCUUUAAAGCAGUGGUGCAUCGUCUCUGCGGGGCUCAUGGCAACCCAGGGCUGCAGGGAUCUGGGAUACUGCUGUCCCCAAGAAACUCAAGCUGUGCUGCCAGCUGGCGUAGUUCGGCCCACAGCAGGGGCCGCAAACAGGAAAAGCCGUCUCUGGUGGCCACUGAUAAGCUGCAGCUCUCCCCUCCCUGCUCGGCGUCUCCCCACACCAGUUCCCCUGGGAGCAGCAGUGAGGAAGAGGGCAGUGGGAACAGCUCGCCUGCUCUAGGCCCCAGCCCUGCCCAGGAGCCAGAUGCCACAGACUCUCCCUGUAGCAGAAGCCCCGAGGAGGAGGAGGAGGAGGAG